Messenger RNA from Anastrepha ludens (Mexican fruit fly), 1324 nucleotides. Its product is annotated as deubiquitinase DESI2. Bases 514 to 1128 code for a protein of 204 amino acids. Lineage: Eukaryota; Metazoa; Arthropoda; Insecta; Diptera; Tephritidae. Gene Ontology annotation, biological process: protein deubiquitination. The record is from RefSeq and is a predicted model, not a curated record. Gene Ontology annotation, molecular function: deubiquitinase activity. The transcript is spliced from 5 exons.
CUCAUUCGUACCUGGACGAUAAUCAACUUUAGUAUAUUAUAAGACGCUAAAAGUAUUGCAGAAGAAAAAUUUGGAUGGCAGAUGCAUUCAGAUAUUUUAGUUCAGAACUGCUAUCAACUAUUUAUUUCUUAAAUGUUAUAUUAAAACGCUAAUAGAGGAAGAAUAACUUGGCUUGCCGAUAGAAACAUGUUCCAGGCGAAUUCUCUUCGUCCGUUUGUGUGCGUUAGGAUACCUACGAGAAGAUCUCAAAGUAUUCAAGAAACUCAGCCAUUCUCUGGACUCAUCACCAUCUGAUAAUUUUCGUAGUCUUCCUCCACAAAAGCUUUAUCUAAAUAGUAGUGCCCUCUCGAAAACAACAUACAUACAUACCAAACAACAACAUACAAGCGAGUUUUAUAGUUAAAUGCUUGAUUGUUUUGCUCACAAAAAAUUGCCUCGUUAUUGGAUUAUAAAUUGAAAUUUUUUAUUUCAUCCCUAUUGAUAUUAUUAUAACAUCGGAGUUUUUAAUAUAUAAUGUUUUCGAACGGCCUACCUUGCAAUUUGUCAUUUCCCAGUUGCCUUGGCGUACCUAAAGACAGUGGGAGCGACGAAUUACUACCAACAAACAUGAGCAAUCGUGAACCAGUUAUAUUAAAUGUCUAUGACAUGUAUUGGAUAAAUGAAUAUACAACAUCGAUAGGUUUAGGAGUUUUCCAUUCCGGCGUUGAAAUAUUUGGUACAGAGUUCGCAUAUGGAGGACAUCCUUUUCCUUUUACAGGUGUUUUCGAAAUAACACCCCGAGAUCAUGACGAAUUAGGGGAGCAGUUCCAAUUUAGACAAAGUAUACAAAUCGGCUGCACUGAUUUUACUUAUGAAGAAAUUCGACGCAUUGUUGAUGAGUUGGGUAAUCAAUUUCGUGGUGAUCGAUACCAUUUAAUGAACAACAACUGUAAUCAUUUUUCCAGCUCUCUUACUCAGAUUCUUUGUGGCCAAGAAAUCCCCAGCUGGGUUAAUCGCCUAGCACAUUUUAGCUCCUGUGUGCCAUUUCUUCAAAGAUGCUUGCCAAAAGAAUGGCUAACACCAAAUGCCUUACAACAGAGCAUAACUGCAAUCCACGAACGUGAUGAAUCCGACGCCAGUCCUCUUUGAGAACCACGGGAAUAGGAAAGAACAUAGUAACAAUUUACACCCUAAAAUUAAACAAUCUAUUAUUAUGUAAUUAACGAUAAUGAAUAACUUCAGAUCAGUUGUAGGUUUAUGUACAUUAAAUUAAAAUUUGUUCUUGUAAGAUAUUAUAUAUACAUUUGAUUUCUUACAAUUAAACUUAAAUUAAUAUUAAACUAUA